AGAGGGUUGGAAUUAAGGCCGACGACGGCCGGCUCGGACCUCCUCGCGCAUUUGGACGUCCUCGCUGGGCAGCUGCAAGAUGACUCAAAAGGCGGUCCUGAUCACGGGAUGUUCCUCCGGCAUCGGGCUGGCGCUCGCCGCGCGUAUCGCCAAUGACGAGAAGAAGAGGUUUAUGGUGUACGCCACCAUGAGGAACGUGAGCAAAGGUCAAGCCCUGGUGGAGGCGGCGGGUCGCGCUCUGGGUCGGACGCUGGAGAUCAAGCAGCUGGACGUGUGCGACGAGAUCUCCAUCAAAACGUGCGUGGAGAGCCUGCCGCAGCGCAGGGUGGACGUCCUCAUCAGCAACGCCGGCAUGGGCCUGAUCGGGCCCAUCGAGUGUCAGUCCGUGGACGAGAUGAAGACGGUCAUGGACACCAACUUCUUUGGCCUGGUGAGGCUGCUCAAGGAGAUCCUUCCUGACAUGAAGCGCCGCAAGAAAGGUCACAUCGUGGUCAUCAGCAGCGUCAUGGGCAUCCAAGGGAUCCUCUUCAACGAUGUCUACGCCGCAUCCAAGUUCGCCGUGGAGGGAUUCUGCGAGAGUUUGGCGGUGCAAGCGCUGAGGUUCAAUCUCAACAUCAGCCUGAUCGAACCGGGUCCGGUCAUCACAGAGUUUGAGCGUAAGGUGUACGACGAAGGCCUGAAAACUGAUUUGAGCAACGCUGAUGCCGUGACGGCGGACAUGUUCACCAACAUCUACCUGAAGAACUACAAGCAGAUCUUCGAGACGCUGGGUCAGACGGCCGAGGACGUGGCUGAGCACACGCUGAAGAUCAUGACGUCGGACAACCCUCCGUUCCGCCACCAGACCAACACGCUGUACACCCCCAUGACCACGCUCAAGUACGCCGACCCCAACGGUGACCUGCCCAUCGAUACCUUCUACAAGAUGGUCUUUGAGCACGACAAGAUCUUCAACGCCAGCCUCAACUUCCUCAAGCUGCUGCGUUGGCGGAGCAGACGCAGCUUCACGCUGGACAAAAGCAGCUGACGUGUCAUUUCCACCAUUUUCCAGUCUCUACAAGUCCAUUUAUCACGGGUUGCGCUUUGCUUUUAGCCACGCCCCCAGAGAGUCACGUGACCGCCACAGCGACCUUUUUGAACGCAACAGCUUCUUCUUGGGAGGAAGUCGCCAUCAGUAGUGAGCCGCCUCCUUUCAAAGCUUUCUUCGCAAUAUUAGCCCAAUAAAAAUGCAAACACAUCCCAUGGAAUAAUGGCGUAAUGGCGGCACGCUUUAGCAACUGCUUAGGGCGUUUCGGCCUCGCAGUUGUGAGGACCGGGGUUCAAAUCCCGAGUUUGCACCUUCUCCCCGUGCCGCGAGUAUUCCGCUGUCCUCCCACGUAGGUAGGUUUCAGUGAAGCUCCGAAACUGCCCGUGGGCGUGGAUGUCAGCGCCAAUGGUUGUUUUGCGAUUGGCCGGCGACCAAUUGAGGGCGGAUCCCGCCUCGCACCCGAAGCCGACCGGCAAAGGCCCCGGCGCUCCCGCGACCCGCGUGAGGAUAAGCGUGCGCCUCAGAAAAUGGAUAAAACAUUGAAAUAAGGCAUUGAG
Messenger RNA from Syngnathoides biaculeatus (alligator pipefish), 1584 nucleotides. RefSeq lists its product as uncharacterized. Lineage: Eukaryota; Metazoa; Chordata; Actinopteri; Syngnathiformes; Syngnathidae. Gene Ontology annotation, molecular function: estradiol 17-beta-dehydrogenase [NAD(P)+] activity. The record is from RefSeq and is a predicted model, not a curated record. Bases 80 to 1027 code for a protein of 315 amino acids. The transcript has 6 exons. Gene Ontology annotation, cellular component: cytoplasm. Gene Ontology annotation, biological process: estrogen biosynthetic process.